AUGGCCUUGAAGCAACCUGUUACGCAGGUCCGCUUGACGAACGUAGCCGUUGUCAGGCUGCGUUUAGGGGGGGAGCGUUUUGAGGUCGCGUGCUAUAAGAACAAAGUGGUCAACUGGCGAGAAGGCAAAGAGACAGACUUGAACGAGGUUCUGCAGGUGGACGCAGUUUUUCAAAAUGUAGCAAAGGGAGAGUUAGCGCGAAAGGCGGAGUUACUUAGAUAUUUUGGGACAGAUGACAAACGGGCUUGCAUCUUAAGGAUACUGGAGAAAGGGGAUCUUCAGGUAUCGGAGCUGGAGCGGCGGCAGCAGCUUGAGUCCCUGUUUAAUGAUGUGGUUACUUGUGUCGUGGAUUUGACGUACUCAGCUGUCACUGGACUGCCCCUUUCUCGUUCAGCUGUCUCAGCAGCUCUCAAGAGCUUGGGAUUUGGGGUGCGACUACAACAGCCGGCGAAGGCCCAGGCCUUGCAUGCAGCGCUGCUGCUGCAACAGCACAAUCCGAAUCAGAUACGCAGACGCCUCAUGAAGCUGAACAUGCAGCUGCCGCUCCCUGCACCCACUGCUGCCUCUCCAGCUGCUGCAGCAGCUGCUGCUGCAUCUAUGCUGCACUUCAUAGUGCGAGAUUGCGCCGGCAUCAUAGAGACGCAGGAACCAAAAAUCGACUUGCUGCUGCUACAACGACAGCAGGAAGAGGACUCGGCAGCCACAACGGAAUCGGCACCAGCAGUGCCGUCAGAGUGGCGAAUUGUGUUUCUGGUCCCUCCAGGAGUAUACAGGGAGCUCGAAGAAAAGGCACACGAUGCAGGAGGCUCUCUCACCGUUGUCACUUGGAAUUGUCUGUACGACCCGCAGCAAGACCAGCACCUGUUGCAGCAGCAGCGGCAGCAGCAGCAGCAACACCAGAAGAUGCUUGAGCAGCUACAACAGCAGGAGGAAGAGGAGAAACAAGAAAAGGAGAGACGAGGAAAAGAACGUCAGAGACGGAGAGAGAAAGAAGAGCAGCGGCGACUAGUGCGUCGACUUCGACAGCAGCAGCAAGAAGAGGAACAGCAGCGACUGGACGAGCUCCGCGAAAGCCAGCUGAUGAUGCAGGAGCGCCAGCUGCAGCGAGGCCGCCUGCUUCGGCAGCAGCUUAUGGAGCAGGAGUACAUAGAGGAAGAGAUGGCGCGAUAUCAGCUCAGCCAGUUGCGUAUGCAAGAAGAGGAGGAGCAGCGUCAGUUUGAGAAAGAGCAGCAGGAAAAGCGCGAGAGAGAUUUGCAGCUAUAUGAGGCGCAGCAGAUGCGUCUCGAGGAUAUCAGCCAGCGGAAGCACGACCAGCAGAAACUGCAACAGCAGUCAGACUCAGGAUUUAAGGUAGAGUUGGCUUCGAACGCCAGGGAUCAUGAUGGAGAUGGGUGUUUAAGCACCUUAGACAUUGUUGCUGCAGAGGACACUGGCAGCCGUGUAGGUGACACCAGCAACAGCAGCAGCUGCGAAAGCGAACUUUGCUGCUGCUGUUGUGCUGAAUGGGGUGAUGACAACUGGAAAGACACCUGUACUCGAGCGCAGAGGAAGGGUCGUGGAGGGAGAAAACAACGCCAACAGCAGCAACAGUCUCAGCAACAGCCUGGAGUUUAUGGAGGCUUCGUGGGAGUGCCUUGUUCCUUGCAUGCGUCGACUUGCGUGCAUCAGCGCGAGAGAUUUUCUAAAGACAUUGAUGAUGCCCCACGGCGAACAAAACAGCACCUUCGGAAGAGACAGCUGCAGCAGCAACGGAAGCUGCAAGAACAGAAACUGGAGUUGCAGAAGCAGCAAGUGCAACAGCAGCAGCGUGGACAACCCGAGUUUGAAGACACUUUGACGGAAGAGGGCCUCAGUUGGCUGCAAAGAGAUGCGCAGCCUCUGCCGCAGCAGCAACGGCGAUCUGAGCCAGCUGCUGGUGCUUGCUCUGUUAAUCCUUCAGAGACCGCUCAUCUACAGGAGCAGCAGAAAACGCGCGGUGGGGUUCAAUGUCGCGUCUGUAACGAGGCGCUUAAAGACGCAGCGGAGCUGCGCGUACACUGCAAGAGCAGCAGACACGCAGCGAACCUGAGGAGACAAGUAGAUCGUCUCCCACCUCUCACCGACACACAAUGGGCAGAGAUGGAGCUAGAUGGCCACCUCAUAGGAGGGAGGCUAUCGGAAGUCAGAGGGUUCUAA
Molecule: messenger RNA, 2175 nt
Organism: Eimeria tenella
Lineage: Eukaryota; Apicomplexa; Conoidasida; Eucoccidiorida; Eimeriidae
Product: zinc finger (C2H2 type) domain-containing protein, putative
Exons: 4
Coding region: 1-2175 (724 amino acids)
Source: RefSeq, a predicted model, not a curated record